AUUUCACUUCAGGACAGAAGCUACAGUAUUAUGGAAAUGAAAACUACAUUCAGCAUCAUUCUAAUUCUUCAGUUAACUUUAGGAGCUGAUGGAAGGAAUAUUGAUCCUCCAGUGCAACUAGAGCCAUAUUUCCCUCCCGCCAAACCAUCACUGGAAAAUCUCAAUGCAGUCUGUGUUCAUGGCAAUGGCCGGCCCAGAUAUCCUGCCAGCUGCCUCCCAUCUUCAGGUUAUGGCUACAUUCGCCGUGCAGGAAUUGCAGUAAACAGAGUAGAAGCGUGGUUCAGUCAGUGCUGCCAGAGAGGUGUAGCACAAGGAGACCAGCAGGUCCUCUGCUGCGCCAAACAGGCGUGGGAAACUGCCUUGUCCCAUUUCUGUAUUGAGGAACACGGCACUAUGACUUUGGUCCAUGAGUGCUGUGAGAAGAAGGGAGAAGAACAGUGGAACUGCUUUGAGAAACAGGCUCCUAACCCUUCAUACCAACCCCUGUCUGGUUACACUGCCCCCGUAAUAACACCUGACAGGAUUUUCACCUGGGACCCAAACAACUGUAAAUGAUAUGAUUAUUCCUGAAUGCCAGGAAUGUUUUUAUUUGAUUUAGCAGCACUCAGUUCAUUACUAUGUAUUUUUCAAUGUCAUUUUGCAUAUCAAGUAUGAGAAGUUUUUUUUUUUUUUUUUUUUU
Molecule: messenger RNA, 679 nt
Organism: Labeo rohita (rohu)
Lineage: Eukaryota; Metazoa; Chordata; Actinopteri; Cypriniformes; Cyprinidae
Product: extracellular matrix protein 1-like
Exons: 3
Coding region: 31-555 (174 amino acids)
Biological process (GO): regulation of bone mineralization; signal transduction
Cellular component (GO): extracellular region
Source: RefSeq, a predicted model, not a curated record